This is a messenger RNA of Gymnodraco acuticeps, 4387 nucleotides long. RefSeq names its product pygopus homolog 2 (Drosophila) (gene pygo2). NCBI's taxonomy places the organism in Eukaryota, Metazoa, Chordata, Actinopteri, Perciformes, Bathydraconidae. The transcript has 3 exons. The record is from RefSeq and is a predicted model, not a curated record. Bases 967 to 2730 code for a protein of 587 amino acids.
UUCCACGGUGCGCGAUACUCCUGCUUGUCCCUCUUUGUCCGGUGGCGAUAGUAGGCCAUGAUAAUUAUGGCAACAUUUGCGUUUUUGAAUGAAUUAUAGCUGAAUGGUGGAUCAACAAGCAUACACCGUGUGAGGACUGGUUUGCUGGCAAUGACACACCAGAGAGUUUCAAUUUAAAGGACAGCAGAGCAAGCAACGGAGAAAGGGUACAGUUUGCUUCCAAGACAGUCUGCAAGAUGGCUAGCUAUCUUCAGUGGCAUGCUAACGUUAGCUAGCAAGCUAAUGUUAGCAUAGUAAACACCAGUUUUCAAAACAUGAUCGAUUGCUUUAUCUUUUAAAUGCUGUGAUACGUGGAAUUGAAUGCACCUUUUCCCAAAUGAGUGUUACAAGGGAAAUCACAGUUUUCGAUAAAUGUUGCAGUGUUGCCGCUACUGGGUGAAAUCUCAACGCUGCUAGCAAGCCACAUUGAAUAGCGUGGCUAGCUGGUUAGCCAAGGUAGUAACUAGCUUGCGUUAGCUAGCUGGUCGUCUUCUUUGCUACACAUCUGUAAGUGAUCAUUAAGAGAGGGGGGUGCUAUGUAACUUGCUACUACUGGCAGUCAAGCCAGGUAGCAAGCAACAGAUGCACUCAGUGAGAAGUGACUGGCUUGCAACGAGACCAACUUGUGCUCAAAACGUGAACUAGCUCAGUUUUACCUGUCGUUUAUUUGGUGACCAAAUCCCGGCGUGACAGACACCGUGGCGAAAGAUUUUCAGCUGUAAAGGAGUGUGCAGACCUGGGCCGGCGUUUUAAUAUAAUAUUCGUGUUAGUUUCUGAUGUUAUAUUACGCAUUUUGACGUUAUUGACAUGACCUGAAGGCAGUAUCCACCUACUCGGCUCGUAGCCUUCAAGACGUCGUCAUUUUUAACUUUUUUUUUCUUGCAUAUGCACGGUGAUAUGCCACUUCACCGACAGUCAUAUUAGCUAAUGGCUGCCGAAUCGGGGAGACUACUGGCGGGACAAGGAAAACGAAGCAAAGCUUCUCAGAUGAAGAGCCCGGAGAAGAAGAAGGCGAGGAAAUCCACCAACCAGGCGGCAGGGUUCUCCCACCUAACGGAGUUUGCACCCCCUCCUACCCCCAUGGUGGACCACCUGGUUGCAUCCAACCCCUUCGACGAUGACUUUGGGCCCCCAUCUCGACCUAGCGUGGCAGGUGGAACAGGCAGUGCUCCAUUUCUUCCCAGUCCAGGUGCAGGCGGAGGAGGUGGGUAUGGUGGUGGAGGCCGAAUGGGCGUAGGCAUGGGCUUCAUGGGAGGCCCAGGAGGACCAGGUGGAGGCCAACCUGGUCGAAGGCCACCAUUUGGCCCUCCAUCCAACGCUGGACCUCACCACCAGCUAGGCUUUGGAGGAAUGCCGGGCUUUGGAGGUGGCGGGGGAGGAGGAGGUGGAUUCCCCCCCGGUGGCCCUUCUCAGUUCAAUAUGCCACCAAACUUCAGUCCACCAAUGCAUCCUGGGCCAGGAUUCAAUCCCAUGUUAUCUCCGGGGGCUAUGGGAGGUCCCGGAGGAGGUGGGCCUCCCCACCCUCGGUUUGGCAUGCCUCCCCAGCAGCAGCAGCAGCACGGACAGGGUGGACACCCAUUCAACAGCCCACCGUUACCUGGUGGUGGAGGCCCUAGAGGGCCCCCACAUGGCCCCCUGCCUCCCAUGGGAGGAAUGGGUCCUGGAAUGAACAUGAUGGGUAGCAUGGGUGGUGGCCCCGGAGGAAACAUGGUGGGGGGGUUACCUGGUAUGCCCCCUCAAGGACAAUUCCCCCCCUCACAGGAUGGUCCAUACCCUGGCCCCAGUCCGCCAGGGCCAGGUAACGAGGAUGGAAAGAACUUUGGGGGAGGAGGGCCACCACCUGGGCCUCAGCAGCAACAUCUUAACCUAAAUCCCAAUGGCCCCCCUCCUAAUAACACCCCUCCUGGCCCUGCUCCUAACUCUGGCCCUCCACAGCAAGGGGGAGGCUUCCCUGGCCACCCUGACGCCCAGCAGCCCAACCCCAACACACCUGGUCAGCCCUCUUCAGCGCCGACACAACCGAACCCCAACUCCUCCCCUACUGGGCCUCUAAAUGGGUCAGGCCAGCCCCAGCAUCAACCCCCCGGUCAGCUACAACCCCCCAACAACAACAACACCCCCAACUCUAACAACUCUACCCAGCAGCAGCAGCAGCAGCAGCAACAACAACAACAACAACAAUCCACCCCACCUCACUCCGGCCCUGGCUCCACCCCUUACAACCAGCAGAACAACACUCCCGGUGCCGGCGGACCCAUGCCCAAUGCGGCCUCCAAUUCGGGUCAGAACAGCAUGACCAACAACGGAGGCAACACUCCAGGCAGCAACCCCAAUCCCCCGUCUAAUUCCACCUCAACCCCAAACACCCAGAGUCCCCUGCCCCCCGGCCCUGCUGCCCCCUCGACCGGGCCUGGCUCCGGCCCUGGAAAACUGGGCGGCCCCGGGAUGGUCUUUCCCUGUGGCCUCUGCAUGGCGGAGGUGCAUGACGACCAGGACGCCAUCCUGUGUGAGGCGUCGUGCCAACGCUGGUUCCACCGUGACUGCACAGGCCUGACAGAGCCAGCAUAUGCGCUGCUGACUCGAGAGAGUGCCGCUGUUUGGGCCUGUGACUUCUGCAUCAAGACCAAGGACAUCCAGGCGGUAUUUGUGCGGCAGGGACUAGGCCAGCUGGUUGCAGCUAACGAGAGUUGAGGAGAGGAUGAAAAAGGAGCAGCAUGGAGGUGCAUCACAUGACGACAAAUGGAGACAUUCUUUGCUUUGAUCGAACUGAAUGAGCUGUGUGUCAUGUCACCUACUUGCCCAACUUUCUCUGGACUAGCCCUUUACUUGUUCACUACCCAGAGAAACACACUCGAUGACUUUCAUGCUUAUCUGUACCACCUUGAGUGACUCUUGGUAUAUGAUUUGUAGUUUUAUUCCCCCCCUAAAGGAGUCAAAUCACAAUGAAUGUUAAACUAAACAGUACUUCAGACAUCUAGCCUGCCAACCAGCAAAGCACUGACACCAACACACUACCUCACACACUUUGUGACUGACUGGCACGGACGCUCCCGCACUGACUGACUGUGAUUGACUCGCCACACUCAUGCACACAUGAGUAAGAUGCUAUUUCGAACACGUAAACCACCUUAGGCGGAGAAAGUAAUGUUAAAAAUAUUCCCUUACUGUGUAUUGACACAAUGACUCAAAGCAUCAUACAUUAAAAACGACUUGAUGUAUUGCAUCUUUAAAUUUGAGGAAAAAAAGAGUGCCUAAAUAAUCUUCAACAGACUUUGGUUUCAUUCAUGAAUUGAUUUUCCAUCAAAAUGCUUUAUCUAGCACUGCCCUUCCACAUUGUGAGCCUUUUUACUGCAAGCAAGUGAGAGAAAAUGGAAGAUAAAAUCAGUAUAUUGCAGCGUAAAAUCUUGUGUUAAGUAAACCGUAUGUUAUUGGUGAAAAAAUGAAAUGUUAAGUUCUUUUGUCUGUUCCUUCAGACAUGCUUACAAACAGACCUGUACUUCUUGUUUCUAUCAUUUUGUACCCAGUGCUGAUUAACCCAAAGGAGACCCUGGCCACGUUUUCAUCCACACCUCACAAAGGAUUUUACCAUUUGAAAUAGUUGUAAAUAUUGGGUAAAAAACAUUUGUCUGGUACUCAGCUCAUCAGUUGUGAACAUGCCACAGAGUUGAGCAAUGAACACAAUUAUUAUUUGAAAUGAUGUGUCUUGGUUGUAUACAGUUUAACAUUUUGGAUUUUAAACAGUACAUUUGAGUCAUCCAUUACUUUUUAUGUCUGCAGUACACAUGAAUCAGUGCUUUUCGAUGGUGUUGGCUUUGCAAGUAGUGACAACAUUUCAUAUCAGAUGUGCAUAGUCCUCUAUAAAAAAAAAAGACAAAAAAAGAGUGGGGGGGUGCAUGUGAACCAAUGCAGUAACUGAUCUGUUUAUGUUUAUAUCUGGCCUCUGCGCUGCAAGAGGCCUUGAAGUAGACCAAAUAACUUAAGAGCGAACAAUACCCAUUUUUCAAAUUUCUGUCACGAUAUAAGGUGUUUAUAACUAUUCUUACUUCUCUCUUUCCCUAUUUUUCUUUAUUCAAUGUCCAAGUUGCCUUUCUUUUUCUUGCUCUCAGCUGUUCCUUUUUAUUUUGUACUGGUGUUUGUGCUGUGCUCUUGCUCUGCUCUGGCGCCUCCUGGUGGACCCCGGAGGAACAGUGGGUCCCACACCAGGUGGGGAAGGGAAAGGUACUGAACUUUGAAGUAAAGACAGAUUUUUUUUGUACUUGUCCAUGUCUGUUUUUAUUCUCAUUCUUUUUUAUUUGUUUGCUAAUUGUUGUAUUAAAAUGAGGGUUGACAAACCCAAUGAAAUUGAUAA